Messenger RNA from Puntigrus tetrazona (Sumatra barb), 1715 nucleotides. RefSeq names its product myogenic differentiation 1 (gene myod1). The record is from RefSeq and is a predicted model, not a curated record. Lineage: Eukaryota; Metazoa; Chordata; Actinopteri; Cypriniformes; Cyprinidae. The transcript has 3 exons. Gene Ontology annotation, molecular function: protein dimerization activity; DNA-binding transcription factor activity, RNA polymerase II-specific; RNA polymerase II cis-regulatory region sequence-specific DNA binding. Gene Ontology annotation, biological process: regulation of transcription by RNA polymerase II; muscle organ development; positive regulation of myoblast differentiation. Bases 324 to 1136 code for a protein of 270 amino acids.
CCCCGUCAUAAACUGAAGUGCCAGGCCGCCGAAACCACGCCCUCUUUCUAAACGCGCGUUCAUUGGUCAAUCCGUCUUCUUCGGGACACGCCCCUUGAUCGGCUGGGCUGUAUAUAAACAGGCCCGGCUCUCUCACCAGCAACAAGUACCUGAGGGGUACGAGCAAAGAAACCUUUCCAGGAUCUGCCAUUGUUUUCCUCAAAAGGUUGUUUUGCGCAACACGUUAUUUCACGACCGGAAGGAAUUUGUCUUAAUAUUCCUAAAUCCUCAAACACCCCGGGAAGCGUCCAAGCACAUUGGUUUUUGCGCCUUCAAACAUAAAGAUGGAGUUGUCGGAUAUCCCCUUCCCCAUCCCGUCAGCUGACGACUUCUACGACGACCCUUGCUUCAACACGAACGACAUGCACUUCUUCGAAGACCUGGACCCCAGGCUCGUCCACGUCAGCCUGCUCAAGCCCGACGAGCACCACCUCGAGGACGAGCACGUGCGGGCGCCCAGCGGGCACCACCAGGCCGGCAGGUGCCUGCUGUGGGCGUGCAAAGCCUGCAAGAGGAAAACCACCAACGCCGACCGCCGCAAAGCCGCCACGAUGAGGGAGAGGAGGAGACUGAGCAAAGUCAACGACGCUUUCGAGACCCUUAAGAGAUGCACGUCCACCAACCCCAAUCAGAGGCUGCCCAAAGUGGAGAUCCUGAGGAACGCCAUCAGCUACAUCGAGUCUCUGCAGGCGCUGCUCAGGAGCCAAGAGGACAACUACUAUCCCGUUCUGGAACAUUACAGUGGAGACUCCGAUGCCUCCAGCCCGAGAUCCAACUGCUCCGAUGGCAUGAUGGAUUUCAUGGGUCCCACAUGUCAGUCGAGAAGAAGAAACAGUUACGACAGCUCGUACUUCAACGACUCGCCAAACGCCGAAGCACGGACCGCUAAGAGCUCGGUGGUGUCCAGUCUGGAUUGCCUGUCCAGCAUCGUGGAGCGGAUCUCCACGGAGACCCCGGCGUGUCCCGCGCUGCCGGUACCGGAGGGGCGCGAAGGGAGCCCGGGCUCUCCGCAGGAGGGGUCAGUCCCCGCGCCGUCCCCGACCGGCUGCCCUCAGCAGCAGCAGCAGGCUCCGGAUCCCAUCUAUCAAGUGCUUUAAAGAGCCGAAACGGAAAGACGAUCUGAAUCGAAAAAAACAUUGAGCAGAAUAAGAAACGGAAAAACCGAACUUAACGACAAAAAGAGACUAUUUCGAUCCACUGCUGGAAAUUAUAGGAACGAAUGAUCUUUCUUUUCUUUCUUUCUUUCUUUCUUUCUUUCUUUUCUUUCUUUCUUUCUUUUCUUUUUCUUUGCUGUGGAAAAUGAAUUCCAUUUAUGAAAACGGCUCGGCAGAUCAGCAGAAGUGAGUUUCUUAACCACGCUUAUUUAUAUUCUUGUAUCCACGCGAAAAUGUGACCAUAUUCUCUAUUUUCUUCUCUAUUUUUUUUUUCUUGUCGCCACCGCCUUUUUAUUUCCUAAUUAUUUGCGAGAGCAUCGUAACCCAGAUAUGAAGAGCAGGACCACUUUUGUACAUGUGUAAAUAAGAUCUGUUUUGUUAAAGCGACGAAAACGAACAAACCUAUUAUUGUAUUUAAUGACGCCUGUUUGAAACACUAGCUUGUUGUGUCUUCUUAAACUUUAUAUUUAUACUUCUUAAACGAGUGAAUGUCGGAUUAAUAAAAAAAUAUAACUAUUUAUA